Klebsormidium nitens is the source of this 934-nucleotide messenger RNA. NCBI's taxonomy places the organism in Eukaryota, Viridiplantae, Streptophyta, Klebsormidiophyceae, Klebsormidiales, Klebsormidiaceae. The record is from the annotation of a GenBank genome assembly.
AUGGAGGCCGGAAGCAGUGUGCUUCCAGGGGGUGGUAAUCUUGUGCACCGUAGCCCGAAAGGGGUCUCUUUAGGAUCUGGAGCUGGCAAAGACGCGCCUACAGCCUCCGGGCCGCAAUGGAAAAGCUCGCCUGUGCCCGUCACCAAGGCAGCGCAGCGGCCGCACGAGAUUCAAAACUGCCAGCGAGAGAUACCUGUACGGAGGCCUGCCUUCAGCAUUUCAAUGGAAGUCCUACAUCUCACUGUCCCCGAUACCGAGCGGAGCAAGCUGACCGGAGGUAGUAACGACUUCGGAAGCAGCUGCAGUGUGAUCACGCGGCGGCGAUCUCGUGGACAAGCCGUACAGGAGCGCCGUUGUCAAGCCGCUUGUCAGGCAGAUGUCCACCGCGCGCGUGCUGAGGGCUGAAGGGCGGAUAUGCGCGCACGAGCGUGCAGGUGGUACGCUAACCGCUUCACUCGCGCGCGGCGUUGACGUCAGCAAGAGGGCCGCCUCGGGGAGAUGAUCAGCGGCUGCCGGUCUGGCGGGGGACCCGUUUUCAACGUCCCCGGAAUUCUAAGCUCUAGUCUUGAAAACUCGGUUUACGUAACGCGUCGAACAUUCCUGAGCUGAAGAGUAGCAAGCCCGCCAAGUCCAUAGAAGUUACGACGCCAGAAAACAAGGGGCGGCACAGGAAUUCUCGAGUCGACGGUGACAUUGGUAUCAUCUUUGGAAUGAUUGGCUCAAAAACACUCCGUUAGAAUGUUUAGAAUGGUCAGCGGAUCAUCAAGCUCGGCUGAGUAGGACCGUUUUGUGCUUGAAGGUAGUUCUUUCGAGAGCGGUCAAUCUAGCCUUGUCUGAAACCAUUCACGGAGCGCAAAAGCUUAAUUGGAUUGAGUCGACGAGCCACGCCAAGCUGGCAACGCGCUCCUUGGGCAUGAACCAAGCUGUUCUUUCG